AGUUAACAUCUGAAUUUACUGGUGUUGAGGUGCUGUGGUCGUACAUGUACGAUGAUGGGAAAGGUGCCAAGCCUCUUCCCAGGCCUCUCCAGCAUCAGCCCAGGGAUGGAUCCGACGGAGUCGCUAUCAAAACUCAAACUCCCAGAAACCCAGAGGCGUCUCCAGCCUCCGCCAUGAAGGACCCGGGCCUGGGUGCCGAGGAGUGGGACCGGAUACAGAGGGCUCUCCACUGGGGUGGACCGGACCACCAGGUCACCACGGUGAACAUGAGCACCAGCCCUGACAACUCCACCUUCGUCAUUAAUGACCUCAAGGACACUUACCAUGUGGGAGAUGAACUCCAUGUCACCAUUGUUGCCAAGAACUUUGCCGGUGUACCAAAACGCUAUGGAGGGGAUUUCUUCCAAGCAAAGGUUUAUUCAGGCAAACAAAAGGCCAGUGUGUUUGGAGAAGUACUGGACCACCAGAAUGGCACCUACUCGGCCCGGUUCACUCUGCCCUGGGAAGGCGAGGCGUCGGUGGCGGUCCGUCUGAUUCACUCCAGCGAGGCCGUGUUGGUCCUCAAGCAGCACCGGAACACGGACUCUGACCGCAUCUACUUCCACGGCUACUUCGUGGGCAAGAACCCCCAGGGUGCUCGAGUGGAGGAGAAGGUGGAGUGCAACAUUAAAUGGGACGGGGUGGUGCUGUCGGCCCAGAGGAACUGCUGCUGUGAGUACCAGGAUGCCCGCACGCGGCUGACGUGGCAGUGCCGCAAACCCGGCACUCUGCCCUGUGACACCAUGGUGUACCACUCCGCGGGGGGCUACAGGAAUCGCAUGACGGCCCUCGAGAAGAUACUCCUGGACAGUAAACAUGUGAACCGGUGGCUGAAGGGUGACGCACGCCUGAUUAGAGUCAUCGCCUCGAAUGCAAAUAUUGGAGUGAGAGAGCCAUGUAAACCUGGACUGCCCACGCUGAUACCAGCAGGAUUCUACCUGAACAACGUCUGGACGUCAUUUGUGUGUGGUGCCCGUCAUUUCACAGCGAACGACACAGCCCAGUGUCUAAAGGACAAACACAUCUACAUUAUGGGAGACUCGACUAGCAGGCAGUGGUUUGACUUCCUCAUCCAGACUGUCCCCACUCUGAGGCGCAUGAACCUCCACACCAUGUUCCAAGUGGGCCCACUGAUGGCUGUGGACGUGCAGAACAACAUCGACCUACACUACCGCUCCCACGGACUGCCCCUGCGCUGCUUCAAGACCCCAAUGUCGUCGCUUCACUACAUGAGUAACGAGAUCGACGACAUGGUCGGUGGGCCGCACACGGUCAUUGUCUUCAACAUGUGGGCGCACUUCACCAACUACCCGCUCACCUUCUUCGCCUACCAUGUGUUUCUGAUUCGCCGUGCGGUCGUGGCGCUGCUUAGACGGGCGCCAGGGACCAAGGUUGUCAUCAAGACAGCCAACACGGGCUACAAGUGUGUGUGGCAGGAUAUCUAUGGCAGUGAUUGGUUUUCCAUGCAGCUGGACCGAAUCCUGAGAGAGGCAUUCCGCGACGUGGGAGUUUACAUCCUGGACGUGUGGCAGAUGACCGCCUGCCACUAUAACACAGAGAACAUCCAUCAUGCCCCUGUGGUCAUCAAAAAUGAAAUUGAUAUUCUUCUCUCCUUUGUCUGCCCCCAGUAAAGAGCCAAACCCUCCGGACUCCCCAGUCCAACGCCUUCUCUUGGAGUCCUGAUGGCACCUUGUCACUUUGGCCCACUCCCCCACCCACUCACUCACUCACUCACUCACCCACUCACCCACUCACCCACCCAUCCACUCACUCACCCACUCACUUACCCACUCACUCACUCA
Molecule: messenger RNA, 1841 nt
Organism: Alosa sapidissima (American shad)
Lineage: Eukaryota; Metazoa; Chordata; Actinopteri; Clupeiformes; Clupeidae
Product: NXPE family member 3-like
Exons: 7
Coding region: 45-1670 (541 amino acids)
Source: RefSeq, a predicted model, not a curated record